Molecule: messenger RNA, 1794 nt
Organism: Orussus abietinus
Lineage: Eukaryota; Metazoa; Arthropoda; Insecta; Hymenoptera; Orussidae
Exons: 9
Coding region: 215-1669 (484 amino acids)
Source: RefSeq, a predicted model, not a curated record
UUGUCAUCUAUCGUGAUGUCAACAUAUGGGCUAUGUUUAUAAUUCUGUUUCUAUUCACUCUUGUAAUUCUUGCCCGCGGUGAAAAUCAUUACAUGUACCAAGGCAUCGACGUAAGUGGUACUGAUUGGCGUGUUUUUCUCUCCGUAACUCCAGAAAACGAAGAAUUACCAAAGUACGACAUAAGUCACUGGGUGCAACAACUGCAUUUACAGCAAUGCGCUUUUGUGGAGAUUGGCGAGGGCUUCUGUGCCGUACAAUUCUUUCUGCUACACAGUUGUUUGUGGAGUUACGAAGCAUUCCCAGUACUGCCAAAUAUGGAGACAGCACCAGGGUAGGAGAAUUCUUUUUGGGUUUGUGCACUUGUGCAACUCUAAGAUCAUGGAUAUUAUGUUCAUCGGAACUGACUAUGCAGAGGAAAUCCGAUUGCAUCUUCACAGAAGCAACAGCUUAUGCAAAUACCAGUGCAAGAGUCCACAGAAGACUUUGUGACGUAACAUUACUUAGUAACAGUGCUCCAGCUUGUAACUGCUCCGUGCCGAUGGCGGGUCAGCAGCUUUACAAAACGGAAGGUUCCAGUUUUCCUACUUGCUUUCGCAACCCGUUACUGGAGUCAUUAUGCUUUCCUCGAGGUGUCUGUGGUGUGGCAGAGUGUUCAGCAGUGACUAUUAAAGGAAUUCUCUCGCCACGGUGUAAUCCAAACUGUCACAAACGGCAGCCUUUCUGUGAAGAAGUAGGACCAUGGACUUCAAUAGCACCAACAAUCACUUCCCUCUGGUCUCAUUGGUCAAUACCAAAAUGCAACAGCACCUGUGGACAAGGGUUCAUGAUCGCUACAGCAGUGUGCCACGACCAAGUAACAGGAAAACCAGCGAUUGAUUGCAUUGGACCUGGAUCCUUUUGUUGUCCAACAAAUAUUAAAAGAUGCAAUUGUGAGGUGGCCGUUAGCGAGGGUAUUAUGACAGCAACCCGAAUUAUGGAGCCCUGCACGUGUACAGAUGGCUGUGUCAUUGAACGCCCUCAAAAGAGGCUAUUUAAUCGAGGAGAGAGAGAGUCCAUCCCAGACCCAGGUUGGAACGAUGAUUCUGAUACGAUUUACGAAGAGUUUAACCAUAAUAACUUUGAAGAGGAGUACGUGAACUAUCCUGAGUACAUAAAUUCUGUUCAACGGCGUCUUUUAACACAUAACUAUUAUAUAGAUAAAAAUGAAUACAAGCAAAAUUUUUUCGAAUAUGUUAAUGAACUGAGGAAUAAGCGAGAAGAAAAGCCUGUGGAUGAUGAUGUUGACGAUGACACUGAGGAAUAUGAUGACGAUGAGAACGAAGACUACGAAGAUCUGAUCGCGUCCCUGUUCAGACGUACCAGUCUGGCACAUCGCAGAAAUGUCACACGGUAUGAAAGGGAUACCCACGAGAUACAAUGGGAGAAAGCCAGACGACAAGAAAGCAACGUUGAUAACGACACUGGUUGUGAAGACGAUGUUACAGACGAGUCACAUUAUAUAGAAUAUGAUCCUGAAGCAGAUUCUGCCGGAGAUAUAGAGCAAGAUCAAGAAGAGGAGUACGAUUUAUCUUCAAGUAAUCGGACCCGAAUUAUAAAUACUGUCCUCUUAAACAAAUUGCUUGUAGCAUUAUGGAUCUUCUUUUCUUAUAAUUGUACACUUAAUAUUUAAGAAAGUUUGGAUAACACCUGACAUGACUUCACGACUACUUUAUUAGAAUUAUGUGUAGAAAAGACAUAGAGUGAAUAUCUUAAUUCAAGAAUUGUUGAAACAGAAUUAAAACGAAUUCAAAAGAA